Calypte anna (Anna's hummingbird) is the source of this 8423-nucleotide messenger RNA. It is a transcript of the gene PALS2, whose product is annotated as membrane palmitoylated protein 6. Bases 240 to 1862 code for a protein of 540 amino acids. Gene Ontology annotation, cellular component: cell-cell junction; plasma membrane. The transcript is spliced from 12 exons. The record is from RefSeq and is a predicted model, not a curated record. Gene Ontology annotation, molecular function: protein binding. NCBI's taxonomy places the organism in Eukaryota, Metazoa, Chordata, Aves, Apodiformes, Trochilidae.
AACCGGGGAGGGGGGAAGGAGGAGGAGGCGGAGCGCGAGCGCGUGCUACGGGCAGGCAGGCCGGCGGCGCGCGCCGAGCGGCAGGAGCGGCGGAGCUCGCGGGGGAAGCGGCGGCAGCUGCUCCGGCUCGCGCUUUCCCUCCGCCAACCGGCAGCUCGCGCGCCCGGGUUCGUAGAUGGGGCUGAGCGGCGGCCGCUGAGGAGGGGAACAAGGAGAGGGAGCCGGUACCAGCCGCAGCCAUGCAGCAGGUCCUGGAUAACCUUACUGAUCUGCCUACAUCUACAGGCGCUGAAGAAAUAGACCUGAUUUUUCUUAAAGGAAUAAUGGAAAACCCUAUUGUAAGAUCACUUGCUAAGGCUCAUGAGCGACUGGAAGAUUCCAAACUUGAGGCUGUCAGUGACAAUAACCUGGAGCUGGUGAAUGAAAUUCUUGAAGACAUCAGUCCCUUAAUAAAUAAAGACGAAAAUAUUGCAGAAUUGGUUGGAAUACUGAAGGAGCCUCAUUUUCAGUCACUCUUGGAGGCACAUGAUAUUGUGGCUUCAAAAUGCUACGAUUCCCCUCCUUCUAGCCCAGAAGUCAAUAAUUCUUCAGUGAACAACCAAGUUAUUCCAGUAGAUGCUAUUCGUAUCCUUGGAAUUCACAAAAGAGCAGGAGAACCACUGGGUGUUACAUUUAGAGUUGAGAACAAUGACCUGGUAAUAGCACGAAUUCUUCAUGGUGGAAUGAUAGAUCGGCAAGGUCUGCUGCAUGUAGGUGACAUUAUCAAAGAGGUGAAUGGCCAUGAGGUUGGAAAUAACCCAAAAGAAUUGCAGGAACUGCUGAAAAAUAUUAGUGGCAGUGUCACUCUGAAGAUUCUUCCCAGCUACAGAGACACUGUUAUUCCUCAACAGGUUUUUGUGAAGUGUCAUUUUGAUUAUAAUCCAUACAAUGAUAACCUCAUCCCAUGCAAAGAAGCAGGUUUGAAAUUUUCUAAAGGAGAAAUUCUUCAGAUUGUAAACCGGGAAGAUCCAAACUGGUGGCAGGCUAGUCAUGUCAAAGAAGGAGGAAGUGCAGGGCUUAUUCCUAGCCAGUUCCUGGAAGAGAAGAGGAAGGCCUUUGUUAGGAGGGAUUGGGACAACUCAGGGCCCUUCUGUGGAACAAUAAGCAGCAAAAAAAAGAAGAAGAUGAUGUAUCUCACUACAAGAAAUGCAGAAUUUGAUCGUCAUGAAAUCCAGAUCUAUGAGGAAGUAGCCAAAAUGCCUCCUUUUCAGAGGAAAACACUGGUCUUAAUUGGGGCCCAAGGAGUGGGGCGAAGAAGUUUGAAGAACAGGUUUAUAGUACUGAAUCCCACUAGGUUUGGAACUACAGUGCCAUUUACUUCCCGAAAGCCAAGGGAUGAUGAAAAGGAUGGACAAGCAUACAGAUUUGUGUCACGAGCUGAAAUGGAAAUGGAUAUUAAAGCUGGCAGAUACCUAGAACAUGGAGAAUAUGAAGGAAAUCUUUAUGGAACCAAAAUUGAUUCCAUCCUUGAAGUUGUUCAGACAGGAAGGACCUGCAUCUUGGAUGUGAAUCCACAGGCCCUGAAAAUACUGAGGACUUCAGAAUUCAUGCCCUAUGUGGUGUUUAUUGCUGCUCCAGAGCUGGAGACUUUGCGUGCGAUGCACAAGGCUGUGGUAGAUGCUGGAAUUACAACCAAACUUCUCACUGACACUGAUUUGAAAAAAACAGUGGAUGAAAGUGCACGGAUCCAACGAGCAUACAACCACUAUUUUGAUCUGACCAUUGUAAAUGACAACCUGGACAAAGCCUUUGAGAAGCUACAGACAGCUAUUGAGAGACUGAGGCUGGAGCCACAGUGGGUCCCAAUUAGUUGGGUAUAUUGAGAAUUUCCAAGAGGAGCUUAAGUAACAAAUCACAUCACUGCAGCAAACACGCUAUUACAAUGUUGUGUAGAUACCAACAAUAACCUAUGGCACCUGUGCAUUUUUACUCUGUGUAUAUUCGAAAGUACACUGUUCUGAAUUUUUAUAAAAAUGUUGAAGUGAAAGUGUACUUAAAUAUGUAAUUUAUUUUAAUUUUUCUAACUUUUUACAGAUAACCUUUCUAUUCAUAUCACACGAAGGAAAUGCGUUUAAGCAUUUUUAUAUGUUUUGAUUUAGUACCUUUGCCUUUUUCAUCUAAGAAACCUUUGAUCAUUCACUUCAACAUUUACAUCUUAGUCUUACAUUUUCACUGUGAUUUGAAAAAAGGAUACUUGAAACAACUUUUGUAAAACCUGUUAACGUCAGUAUUUAACUGGUCAAACAUCUAUAGCUCUUAUGAGGAAAGAACGCUAAUUUCAUGGGUUUGUUUUUUUUUUUUCUUCCUUAAAGAAAUAACUAUUUCAUGGGAGCAGAAUAUUAAAUAUUUAAAGCAGCAACCAAGACACAGCUCUAUUGCUCCAGUGUCUUUUGGCUUAAUGUUGGUGCAUUCUGGAUGUUUCAUAAAUUCCUGAUGUCUCUUGAUUUAGACAGCUGUGGUGUGGGUUCCCUUACAUGUGUCUCUUGAAUACUUUGCAAGCUGUUUCUUAGGCUGUUCUUGGGAGCCAACCUGUUAACCCAUUAUUGUUGAAGUUCUGACAUUGGAAAGCUUUUACAUGGGGUAAUUCAGUGCAAUUUGAAUAAUGGUGAAGUAGAGAGGGAACCUGAUAAUGGGGUGGAACCUUGUAGAGUGACGCUUAAAGUUUAGGAUUAUUUAUUCACACUUGUGAAAACACAUUGCUUAAAAAAAAAAAAAAAAAGGCACGUUUUCCUUUCUUAGGACAUUGUUUUAUAUUUGUAUAGUGAUCUGUGGCUUAAUUUCCUGUGAGAUCUAGCUGGGUUCUAUAUUAUCUUUUUGAAUAUUUGUAUGUGAUCAACUGCUGUAUUUUUAAGAGUCUGAUGCAAUGGAAUUUCUGAGCUUUUUGUUUGCAUUUUUCAAUAGGUAGCUUGUGAACUCAAAGCUUACUGCUAAAAAGCAAUGUUGUUUAUACCUUUUGCUUUGCAGCAUAUUUAUUUACUUUCUUUUAGUGACAGUUUUCCCCUUUGUAGGUUCAUUGAUAGAAUUCAUGUUAGAAUCAUAUAAUUGAACACCAGGUUGGAAGGGACCUCAGGGAUCAUCUGGCCCAACCUUUAGAGGCUAAACCUUUUAGGUUCAUCGAUCAAAACAUAUUAAUGUAAAUUUCUGCUUAAUAAGAACAAAGCUUAGCUUGUGGCUUGUGAUCCUAUUUUAUAUUACAGUGUCAGCUGUUGUAUAUAGCAACAUUCACCAUCACUCACCAGGCUGGGUGUCUAAACUGAAGUCAUCUAUUUGUUUAAUUGCUCUUCCAUUUGACAGGCACCUGACUUCUUAAUUGUUUUUCAUCACCAAAGUGUGACACGGAAUGCUAUCAUAAGGCAACUUCCUCAGAACUGUUUCUGAAAGAAAAGAGGCUUAGACACUGUAAAAGAGUAUUUUUUCCUGGGGCUUUAAAGACUUCUAUGUGCACAAGGAAAAAAAGAAUGGAGUAUAGGAAAAAUGUAAGUCUCAAAAAAACCUUAAUCACCAGUAUAAUACAGAUGAUUUUAAAAAGCCUAUAAAGUUGGUUGUUGGGGGGAAUAGGAGCAGGGGAGGCUUAAGAUCCCAGUGUAUGUGGAAAAAGUCUAAACUGUGACUAACACAAGUAAUCUUUGUGGCUCUUAAGACUGAUAUUUCAGUCUUGAAAGGAGCCUGAAAUUCUCUGAGGAAAGUUUGUACCACUACUUUGUUUCAUUGUUAAACUGUUCUGCUUUAAGUUAGUCAGGGUUUUUAACACUGGCACCAGCAUGAGGCUUCUGUUUUCCUUACCCAGGAGACAUGUUCUGAGAUUCUAUUGCUCAGAGGCUGCUUUGAGAAAUGGAUUGAGUGUUUUAUGUAGGAGCAAUCAUAGCAGAGCCUUCUAAUGAUUUACUAUUGGCAUUCUAUGCUGAAGGUGACUAAACUGUGUUUGUAUGCUGUGUAAUAGGAGACCUACACAAGCUGUAAAUAAGAUGUGCUAUCUGAUGCCUUUUCACUGAGUUAGAAAAGACUCUAUUUGUGAUGCCAAAAGUGGGCUGAGCUCACUCUUCCUCAAUGAAUGGAAUGAGAAGAUUCUUCAGUUUCCACACCAUCCUACUUCAUAUUGCAAUUACAUUUAUUUUUUUUUCCCCUGUAAAUGUACUUAACCAAAUGAAACACAUGAAACACAGGCACCAAGGUUCAGCUAGGAAAACCUUUAUGCUCCUCCUAUUCCAUCCCAGAGAAAAUCCUGUGAUAAGAGCCUCCCUUGCAAGCAGUCUCCACAUAGCCAUGCCUUUCAGCACACAGUGUUUUUAAAUCAGGCAGUUAGCAUAAGGGAGCCCAGGGGCUGACCUUUUGGUGGUGUUUAUGUAGUGAGAAGGACAAUUUUGAAGCAAUAGGAGAUGGCUUGCUCAGGUUGCAUGCAAAGAGCAUAUUAAAGUGUCUGUGGGUUUUAACUGGAUGUCCACAUGCAGGUUGUAAGGGAAAAAGCAACCCAAAACACGACACACCUUGCAUAGAUGAAUUAAAUCUUGAAAACAGAGUUCAGGUUGGCAGGUAUAUAAUGUUGGAGUGGGGAGAAGGGGUUGGGUUGGUUUAGUGGUGGUGGGUUUCGUUUUGCGUUUUAGCAAAAUCUGAUUUUCAUCAGAUAUUCUGCUUAGCUUGUCACUUCCUGUUAGGAUGACUAAUAUGAGUGUUACUUUUUUCAAAAGAAACAAAGAACAUUCUAGGAAGUUGUUAGGAUGGUGGUGCCAUUUUGGUCAUAUACACAGUGGUGACAACCCUGACCUGUUUGGCCAUGUUACAUCAGUUCUGAGAGACCUGUACGUUGUGCAAUUAGGGGAGAAAGAGACAAUGAAAGGCUGGCUUUGAGCAAGGGGAAAUCAUUUGAGUAUUUAGGGGGAGGGACGGUUAAAAUAACUAAAAUUUAAUGUGUUUCAUUCAUUUUCCAGAUACUAACAGGAAAACUUUACAUUGACUGUUAAUGAUAAUAGGUGUGUCUGAGCGAGGUGAAGAUGCUGCUAAAUGUUUAAGAAAUGUGGUAUGUAUCACAAGAUAAAUAUUUAAGUAGUUUAGAAAAGUAAAUUAUCAAAUAGUUGUCUGUGUAUAUGUAUGUAUGUAUGUGGGUGGUAAAACAAAAAAAUGCUCAUGUCUGCUAUUACAUUACAAAGCUACCAUGACUUAGUCCAGAAAUGUACCUGCAUGUGAGACUUUAGAACUGGUACACUUCUCUACCUGGUUUAUUGUGUUUACUAAUGUAUAUUUUUCUAAAUAUACAGAUAUUUCAAUCUAAAAAUUCUAUAUUUAUCUGUAAUUUCUAUCUGGUUUGGACAGUGCAUGAGGUGCUGUAAAAUUCUGUACAUAGAGACUUAUAGAAGAAACGCUGUAGUUGCCCUGUGAAUGAAAAGUAAUACGUAAAAGUACAGUCAGUAUGCCAAGACCCGUAAGUUAUUUACUUAAAUGCAUCAAAAAUUCCUUUAAGUGUGCACCAGACUCAACGUUAAUGUAAAUACUUUGGUGCAUGUGUACCCAAGUGAUUACCUUGCUGUCUCUAGAUGCUACACUAGCAGGUCUACUUUAGGUUCUACAUCAUGUGGCAAGAGGCAGUCAUUUAAAAUUUAAGAGGAUAAUUGUAAUGAGAUAUGUCAUCAUGCAUAGAUCUAUAAAGUUCUUUCAACAUGUUCUGCCAAAAUAAAAUGCUGGCAAAAUUGGAGCAGAAUGACAAGACUGUGCUAGCUGAGGGAAAUGGAAUUUAUAACCAAGGCAGUAUCUGCAACCCGGGCUGUGUUCUGAGAUCAGCUCUGUGUGCUCAGCCAUGCAAAGCUUUUGUGGAGCAGGGUGGCAGAUCAGCUCAUCACUUCUGAAUUGGUGUUUAUAUAAUCUGUCACAUCUUGGAUAGGCUCAAAAUGUGACACGUUUUUUUUUUCCCCAGUCCUCUGUACAAUUUUAACCCAUUGCAGCUCCUUCGGUUCACAUGGAAAUGACUUGCAGUACAAACUGCCUGCAGCUCAGUGUUUAAAGUCACUUGUUCUUUGUUUUGAAGGGAAAGAUUCAGAAAUAGGAAACUAGGGAGAAAUAGGGAACUUUUUUUUUUCUUUUAAGCACAGAAAAUUCCUGGCUAGGUCUGCUUUGGUUUCCUAUCCAGUUUUCGUGGCUACUGCUGUUUUCUCCAGACUGAAUUUUGACGCUGAUGCUGUUUCUUUCUACACUGAUUGUGCCUACUGCAGUAGAUGGAUUCCCCAACACUCACUGAGCCUGUAGGUACAGCUGUAAAACAAACUACAGGUGGAAGUCUGCUGCAUCUGCCAUGCAACUGUUUGUGGCCCCUUUGCUUCACGUAGGGCUUCCUCCCUCACCCACAUUCUGAAGAGCUGAAGUACUGCAGUGUUAUUGCCAAACUUCUGGUACUGCUUUUGUGAAAGUGGUGAGAAAGCAGUUUACUGAUGUCUGGGUAGUGGUUAUUGGAUAGAAAGAGUUGUAGUCUGCAGGCCUCUUGCCUUAAAUACCCCUCUGGCUGUCAGUCCCUGCAUCUCCCGAGCCAUUAAAAGGAUUUCCAUAGUUAAGGUAUUUUAAAUUGCUUUCCGUGAUGGGCUGUCACUACUGAAGGUGGUAAAGUCCAAUUGUUUUUUUCAUUCCUUUUUUUUUGUUUGUUUUUUUUGCCUACCCUUGGUUUUUGUGGUUUUUUUACAAGCCUACUGAUAGGAAUUAUCUGGGAUUCUCAGCUUGUGUCGUGUAGAGGAACAGGUUGUCAAUGUAAACAUCGGUAUUUAAAUUGGUAGAACUUACCUGUUACCAGUCCCAAGACCAGGAAGAUGCUGGGGGCAGGGAGGAAGUGAAAACACUUGUAAAAUAACCAAUUUUCAAAGGCAGCUUUGGCUUCCAAACAUAUGUACAGUGUGCUCAUGUGCACACACAUAUAAAUACAUAAAAGUACUCUAAGUAAUUCAGAUGGCAUCUGGUAAUUUACCUGAAGGCUUCACAGUGGGACAUUAUGCCACAAACUUCCACGUGUUGUACUGCUGCAUUCUCAGUUAAGUUGCUGGCUCUGCAGCUUUAAUUUACCUGUAGAUUUAUAACAAGCUCCAGCUUGGUGAAGGCUGUUAAGCAGUUUCACCUCCAAAUAACUGUUCAGGUUUUCUUUUUUUAAAGCAAAGUUUCAGCAUUAUUUGUAUUUUAUAGAAUAAAUUACACUUAAUGUAAAUGUGAACUUGGUUCUUAGUAUUUGUAACUCUUCCUCGUGCUACUUGGGUACGGAGAUCCUUCUGCUGCCAAGGCAGUGUGGUUGGAUGUGGGAUACUUAAUGACCAGCCUGCCAGGCUAAUGUAAUUAAAUGGUCCUGGAAACACUUUAUUCCAUUUAUCCUUUUCCUUUUAAUGUCAUUAGCUCCAUGCUAAUGCUUCUCCUUGCAAGGCUGGCCCUUCUCACAGCUAAUCCAAGUAUUACUCCAUAAAUAGUCAACACUUACCUAGAAUACAAUAAAACCUCUUCCAAAAACCCCACGUAACUUCUCUGUUAUUGACCUCUGACAUGAUACAUAGUGUAGAGAAAAGUGAACACUGCUUCUUUCUACAGUUCUGGGGAGGGCUGGUGGGGAAAUUCUGGGCUGCAAACAUUUUUUUAGGUUUUUUUUCCUUGGUUUAGAUUUUGUACACUAUUAGAUACGGAGACGAUAACAUUGAAAUGUAUUUUUCCUUCUUUAAAAAUGCAUGCUGCACAUUCCUUCCCCCUCAUCAUGCAUUAUUUUGCCUGUGUGAAACACUUGCGUACUGUGGUGUGAGGAGGGGAAUCACUUCCUUAGGUUUUAAAAUACAAUCAAUUUUGCGACUUUCCCACUCCAGACUGGGCUAAGAACUGUAAAAUCUUGGUGAAGUGUUCGGAUAUCAAUGUGUAUUGGAAGUCUCUCACCGUGCAUUUCUUACCUUGCUUGUUCUCACAAAUGCUUUUGCCUGUUGGAAGCUCUUGUGGGACUUUUGUUUUUCUUUUUUUAUUCUACAGCAUAUUAAAUUAAACUGGAUUUGACAUUUGUAAAACUUUAAAAACUGCUCUCCUGUAAAAACACUUUCUUUAGCUGAAAACAUCCUACAAAAAAUCUUAACUAUUAGCUAAACUUUCUAAUGUAAACAUGAAGAUGAUUUAGUACCUAGGUGUUGUUUGAAUACAAUCCUGUAGAGCAGGCCUAGGAGAUGGGACUUGUUAGCAUUUUGAUUUCAUAUUGAUAAAAGUCAGCUAAUACAUGGGACAUUUUUAAAUUGUGACUUGUUUUCUAAAACCCCUGUUGUCUUUUUCACAGCUAAUAUUUUCACAGUAAACACAGCCAAACAUAAAAAUGUUAAUGUAUAAAUUGUGAAAUUCUGUUAAUUCCCAACAAAAUAUUUUUGUAUAUAAUAAAGAUUUAAUAUUGAAAAAACAAA